Suricata suricatta (meerkat) is the source of this 1728-nucleotide messenger RNA. Its product is annotated as 60S acidic ribosomal protein P0-like. The transcript is spliced from 6 exons. Gene Ontology annotation, molecular function: structural constituent of ribosome; large ribosomal subunit rRNA binding. The record is from RefSeq and is a predicted model, not a curated record. The coding region runs from base 1 to 1650 and encodes 549 amino acids. Gene Ontology annotation, cellular component: cytosolic large ribosomal subunit. Lineage: Eukaryota; Metazoa; Chordata; Mammalia; Carnivora; Herpestidae. Gene Ontology annotation, biological process: cytoplasmic translation; ribosomal large subunit assembly.
AUGCAGGGAACUUUAGUUGUGGAAGGGAAGUAUGAUGAUUCUCAGGGUACUUAUGAGGACACUCAGCCUCAGACGACGUGUGAUUUGCUUAGAGAUCUGAGUAUGUCCCUUUUCUAUUUUCUGGAAAGGGAGCUAGUGCUUUAUACAGAUGGUCUGUCGGACAGACAGAUGGCCCAGACUUCUCUAAUGCCUUCUUGCCAAGUGGAGGCCACAGAGGAUGCAAGAAAAUCCUGUCCGGCAACAGCUCCUAUUUCUGCCAUUGACUCAGACCUCCCAGCUGCCAGCUUGCUAGGACUUCCCAAUUUCCUGCUUCCUUCUCUCCAUCUUUUUAAAUGUCUCAUACUCCAGAUCCAAGCUUUCCAGCCUCUACCUCAGGCCCUGCUCCUUUUCGCCUGUGAUACUGGGGAGCAGUGUUCAACCCUGCAGCCCCUGGCUGGUGGGCAUGAGGCGCAGAUGCUGCCAUUGCGUAAUGACUCCAAAUCUUCCCAACCCGAAAACCCUGGUUACAUAUUUGGUUACAUAUUUGCCAGCUAUCUCCUUUUUAUGUCAUUUGAUGAUGUACUAAAUUUAACACAGACCAUCUUCUGGUGCAAACAGCCCAGCAGAAACAUGCAUCUAGCCCUCGUGUUGAAUGAUCUUAAGGAAGUAGUUGGACUUCCAGGUCACCCUGUCUUCCCUGCGCAUCACGGCGGUGCAUCAGGGAUUGCCACGCAGGGUUUAAAGACGAUGUCACUCUCACGAGGAUGCCUGGAGAGAGGAGAUGAUUAUCCAAAAUGCUUCAUUGUGGGAGCAGACAACGUGGGUUCCAAGCAGAUGCAGCAGAUCCGCAUGUCCCUCCGCGGGAAGGCUGUGGUGUUGAUGGGCAAGAACACCAUGAUGCGCAAGGCCAUCCGAGGACAUCUGGAGAACAACCCAGCUCUGGAGAAACUGUUGCCUCACAUCCGGGGGAAUGUGGGCUUUGUGUUCCCGAAGGAGGACCUCACUGAGAUCAGGGACAUGCUGCUGGCUAAUAAGGUGCCAGCUGCCACCCUUGCUGUUGCCAUAGCCCCAUGUGAAGUCACUGUGCCAGCCCAGAACACUGGUCUGGGGCCCGACAAGACCUCCUUCUUCCAGGCUUUAGGCAUCACCACGAAGAUCUCCAGGGGCACCAUUGAGAUCCUGAGCGACGUGCAGCUGAUUAAGACUGGAGACAAAGUGGGAGCCAGCGAAGCCACACUGCUGAACAUGCUGAACAUCUCGCCCUUCUCCUUUGGGCUGAUCAUCCAGCAGGUGUUUGACAAUGGCAGCAUCUACAACCCUGAAGUGCUGGACAUCACGGAGGAGACUCUGCAUUCUGGCUUCCUGGAGGGUGUCCGCAAUGUUGCCAGCGUAUGCCUGCAGAUAGGUUACCCAACUGUUGCAUCAGUGCCGCAUUCUAUCAUCAAUGGAUACAAGCAGGUUCUGGCUUUGUCUGUGGAGACUGAUUACACCUUCCCACUUGCUGAAAAGGUCAAGGCCUUCUUGGCUGAUCCAUCUGCAUUUGUGGCUGUGGUCCCCGUGGCCGCUGCCGCCACCGCUGCACCUGCUGCCGCCGCAGCCCCAGCCAAGGUCGAAGCAAAGGAAGAGUCGGAGGAAUCAGAUGAGGAUACGGGAUUUGGUCUCUUUGACUAGUCACCAAAAGCAACCAAUUCAGCCAACUUUAUUUGUGAAACAAGGAAAUAAAGGCAUACUUCUCUUAAAAAAAAAAAA